Molecule: messenger RNA, 1125 nt
Organism: Cordyceps fumosorosea ARSEF 2679
Lineage: Eukaryota; Fungi; Ascomycota; Sordariomycetes; Hypocreales; Cordycipitaceae
Product: RNP domain protein
Exons: 4
Coding region: 1-1125 (374 amino acids)
Molecular function (GO): RNA binding
Source: RefSeq, a predicted model, not a curated record
AUGUCUGCUACCGCCGUGGAGAAGGCUACUGAUGCCACCGUCAAUGACGUUGCCAACACUCUGAGCAACACCUCUAUCAAUGACAAGGCCGCUGCCAACGAGGCCGCCUCUGCCUCCGCUGCAGAGGGCCGUCGUCUGUACAUUGGCAACCUGGCCUACCUGACAACUGAGGGAGAGUUGAAGGACUUUUUCAAGAACUAUCUUGUCGAGUCUGUCUCCAUCCCCAAGAACCCCCGCACCGACCGUCCUGUCGGCUACGCCUUCGUCGACCUCUCGACCCCUACUGAGGCAGAGCGCGCCAUCGAGGAGCUCUCCGGCAAGGAGAUCCUUGAGCGCAAGGUCUCUGUCCAGCUCGCUCGCAAGCCUGAGCUGGCUGGCGAGAAGGCUGAAGGUGCCAACGGUGAAGGUGCCGGUACCGAUGGUCGCCGUCGUACUGCUGGUCGUGGCCGUGGCCGUGGUGGCCGCGGCGGCCGUGGCGGUCGUGGUGGCCGUACUGGCCGCGCUGAGGGUGAGGAGAAGAAGGAAGGCGAGACUGGAACUGCUGGAACUGCUGAGGUUGCCGCAACCCCCGCACCUGCCACCGAUGCGGACGCCGCCGCCGCUACUGAGGUUCAGCCACUUAAAGACAUUACCAACAAGAAAGCAACUGACACGACAAACAAGGCUAAGAAAGAGCCUCGCGCGCCCCGUGAGCCCCGUGAGCCCCGCGAGCGCCGUGAGCGCGGUCCCCCUGCUGAUGGCAUUGCCUCCAAGACCAAGGUCAUGGUCGCUAAUCUGCCCUACGACCUGACCGAGGAGAAGCUUAUUGAGCUCUUCAAGGCUUACGAGCCUUCUUCUGCCAAGAUCGCUCUGCGCCCCAUCCCCCGCUUCAUGAUCAAGAAGCUGCAGGCUCGUGGUGAGGCACGCAAGGGCCGUGGCUUUGGUUUCGUUACCCUGGCUACUGAGGAGCUGCAGCAGAAGGCCGUUAGCGAGAUGAACGGCAAGGAGAUUGAGGGCCGUGAGAUCGCUGUCAAGGUUGCUAUUGACAGCCCUGACAAGACUGAUGAGGAGGCCAACGCCCCCGAGGGCGAGGCCGCUGAUAAGGAGGCUGCUGCUGAGGCUCCUGCCGCCACUGCUGCCGCCUAA